UUCAGUUCAGUUUUAUACUGUAACGUGAAGAGAACAGAAGGCAAAAAGUUGCGUAAAAGGGAAACUAAAUAAAGAAAAUAUUUUUUGUUGCUCAAAAUUGAACUGAACAUUUGAAUUUGGUUUGAAUUUGCUUUGAACAAUUCAAGAGUAAUAAAUUUGCUGGUGUGUUUAAGUGAUUAUAAUAUUGUGCAAGUAAAAUGGAACUAAUGAUUCUAUCGCCACCAUCCACCCCACCAUUGAACAAUACCAAUUACACGGUCCAAAAGUCGCCGCUAAAACGUACCUACGAUGAUAUGCUGCUGCCGAAAAGUUUCGUCACACCAAAUCCUAGCGAUUCCGAGGACGAAUCUGAUCUACCUCCACGAAAGCGCCUUUACGCUCGUGAUCAAUUGAACUUCCAGUCAAACACAUUGACUCCACCACCCGAUCAAAAUCAAUUGUCAGCAUACUUCGACAAUCAGCAGAAUGAAUUCCACACUGCGCUCAACCAACGGAUCAAUGAAAUUGUCAAAGGACUUCAGCAAGAUGAUAAAACAUCCGCCGAUGCAACGACACGGGAAGCAAAUCAAUUUUGUAGUACAGCACCUCCACAACAACAAAGGGCAAGCGUUAUUAUGCAUGCCCGUUCUGAUGGCACAACCAGCGCUCUGGGUUCAAUAGAUGAAGUUGGUCCAUCGAAAGUUUUUUGGGACACAAAGGAAGUGAACUUGCUGCGUCGGUACAAAUACAAGAUGGGUAAAAAUCAGGACAAACAUUUCGACACAGAUUCAUCGUCACAGGAGAGCUUUUCGGUGGACAGCAUUUCUUCGCCACCGCCCAUGUCACCCACACCUUCAGAGCCAACAGUCAAUGUGUCACUGAAAAAAUCGCCUGCACGUAAUACAACUCCAAAGCCAGCCUCGCCUCAAUUGCCAACUCUAGCACCAAAACUUCCUCAUAGCAUUUACAUAACGGGACCAAGUGCCAUUUUCCAAAAUGGCAUCGUCAUCUUAAAGCCCACCCAACUUCCACAAAUCGUAUCGGUCGUUCACAAUCAGACAAAGCCGACAGUUACACCAGCGACACAAGAACGUCGCCGUGUCUUUAAGUGCACGUAUGAAAAUUGCAACAAAAACUAUUUCAAAUCAAGUCAUCUGAAGGCGCACAUUCGCAUACACACUGGUGAAAAGCCAUUCCUAUGCCGAUGGCCCGACUGUAAUCGUAAAUUCACCAGAAGCGAUGAACUCAGCCGGCAUAAGCGGACUCAUUCUGGCGAAAAGAAAUUUGUUUGCGGCGAAUGUUCAAAGGCAUUCAUGCGAAGUGAUCACUUGUCGAAGCAUGUGAAGCGGCACGCCAAGAAGAAUAAUCAAACCAAUGGCAUGUCUAAUCUACGAUCAAUUAUACCGGCUGGACCAACUGUUGGGGACACAUACUAUUUACAUGGCAUUCAACACUAGAGAAAUAAUGCGAAUUCUUGACCAACAGGAACAUUGAACGAAAAAUGUGUCCGGAAACAUUAAUUCACUUUCGGACCGGCAAAAAGACGUUCACAAUGAGAUUUAUAUGAAAUUGGUAGGAUGUGAAGUAAUCGAUUUGUUUUGACCAUGAAACCGAUCUCGAACUGAGGAAAAAAAAAACAGAAAACUGAAGAAAACAGUACUCAGUCAAUGGGAGAAUCGGUGGUCGGAAAAAUUCGGUUCUCGCUUAUCACACUUCUCGUUUGUUUGUCAAAUCGUUUACAAUAUCGGUUGACCGAUCGGUUUGUGUAUGCCGCGAAAUUGUUAUCGCGCAUUUUAUGUGGUAAGACGUUCAAGAUACAAACGAUUCGCAGAAUGGUUAAACAAAAUGUGCGAUAAGUGAACUGUAUAUAAUUGGUACAGUGACUUGUGCGAACAGUGUCUGGAUUCGGGAUAUCCUGGAAUAUCAGUUAAAAUUAAUAAGUUUUUCGAAAUUUAAGGCAGAUCAGUCAUUUGAAGAUCAGUCGCAUGAAGAUCAGUCAUUUGAAGAUCAGUCAUUUGAAGAUCAGUCAUUUGAAGAUCAGUCAUUUGAAGAUCAGUCAUUUGAAGAUCAGUCAUUUGAAGAUCAGCCGCAUGAAGAUCAGUCAUUUGAAUGGCAAUCAUAUGAAGAUCAGUCGUAUGAAGAUCAGUCUUAUGAAGAUCAGUCGUAUGCAGAUCAGUCAUUUAAAGAUCAGUCAUUUAAAGAUCAGUCAUUUAAAGAUCAGUCAUUUGAAUGGCAAUCAUAUGAAGAUCAGUCGUAUGAAGAACAUUCCUAUGAAGAUCAGUCGUAUGCAGAUCAGUCAUUUGAAGAUCAGUCAUUUGAAUGGCAAUCAUAUGAAGAUCAGCCGCAUGAAGAUCAGUCAUUUGAAUGGCAAUCAUAUGAAGAUCAGUCGUAUGAAGAACAUUCCUAUGAAGAUCAGUCGUAUGCAGAUCAGUCAUUUGAAGAUCAGUCAUUUGAAGAUCAGUCAUUCGAAUGUCAAUCAUAUGAAGAUCAGUCAUUUGAAGAUCAGUCGUAUGAAGAACAUUCCUAUGAAGAUCAGUCGUAUGCAGAUCAGUCAUUUGAAGAUCAGUCAUUCGAAUGUCAAUCAUAUGAAGAUCAGUCGUUUGAAGAACAUUCCUAUGAAGAUCAGUCGUAUGCAGAUCAGUCAUAUGAAGAUCAGUCAUUUGAAGAUCAGUCAUUCGAAUGUCAAUCAUAUGAAGAUCAGCCGCAUGAAGGUCAGUCAUUGGAAUGGCAAUCAAGAUCAGUCGUAUGAAGAUCAUUCUUAUGAAGAUCAGUCGUAUGCAGAUCAGUCAUUUAAAGAUCAGUCAUUUAAAGAUCAGUCGUAUGAAGAUCAGUUAUUCGAAUGUCAAUCAUAUAAAGAUCGUCGUAUGAAGAUCAGUCGUAGAAGAUCAGUCAUACGAUCAGUCAUAUGAAUCCAAAACUUACUUUAAGAAAUCAAAAUUUCUGACAUUCCCAAAUUUUGCUCUUACAAUUUAAGAAAACCCCUAGACCAACUGAAAAAUGGUUGCUCAAUGAGUCAAUGAGGAGCGAAUAUUAAAAAAAUUGCAGAAUUUUCCAAGGUUUUAUAUAUGAGGAGGUUACACCAAUCGUUACGGCCGUUAUCGCAUAAGAAUCACUUAUGCAAUUUGCGUACAAAAUUUUGUCCCAAUUUAUGUCCAGUUGAAAUUUUGUGUUGAAAUUCAGUUAGAGUUACCGACAAUUUUGCGAUACGAUCCCAGUGAAAAAAGUGGCGAUCUGCGUAACCUCAUCACAUUACAACCUUGGAAUUUUCAGGUAUUUAGUUUCUUCAAAAAAGGCUCAUCUCAGGGAACUUUUAUCAUAAUUUGUUCGACAACAGAAAGUUUGUCGUUCGCACUGUAAUUAAACGAAGUUUUUCGAUGGAAUUCAGACAUUUAACAGCGAGCAUUGACCAAAUUUUGUUUAACUUUUUGCAGUAAUAGAUCAAGUGAGCGAAGUAAGCUUACGUUGCUGAAACUUUGAAAAGAAAAAAAAAUUGUUUGCAGUCAAAGGCAGUGACUAAAUAGAUCUAUAAGAAACAAUGUGAGAGACCAACAAUAUUGAACGAAGAAAAUAA
This is a messenger RNA of Bradysia coprophila, 3550 nucleotides long. It is a transcript of the gene cbt, whose product is annotated as Kruppel like transcription factor cabut. Gene Ontology annotation, biological process: regulation of transcription by RNA polymerase II. The record is from RefSeq and is a predicted model, not a curated record. NCBI's taxonomy places the organism in Eukaryota, Metazoa, Arthropoda, Insecta, Diptera, Sciaridae. Gene Ontology annotation, molecular function: DNA-binding transcription factor activity, RNA polymerase II-specific; RNA polymerase II cis-regulatory region sequence-specific DNA binding.